AUGGAAGUUCCUACUGCAGUUCCUACAACAGAGCCUACAGAGCCUGCAAAGGAGGGGCCUGCAAAUCCUACAAAAGUAUCUACAGUGCCUACGACAGUCCCUAUGGAGUCUACAACAGAACCUAUGGAGCAUAGAACAGUACCUACGGCGCCUACACCAGUCUCUACAGUGCCUACAGAACAACCUACACCAAUCGAAUAUAUUCGAAGUCCUAGAGCAGAAACAUAUCUGACUCAAGAUGGAACUAGGGAAUGGAUUCCAUAUUGUGUUGAAGAUAAGAAACCACGUGAAGGAAUGGUAUUCAAAACUUUAGAAAAGGCUAUCGAAUUUUAUAAGGAGUAUGCUGUAAUAUGUGGUUUUGACGUUCGUUCAGCUACGGUAUACAAGAAUAGCAAAGGUAUCAUUCAAAAGUAUUAUCUUUGUAGUAGAGAAGGUAUCUUAGAAUCCGAAGGUAAUUAUGAUGAAAAAGGGAAGCGACGCCGUAAAAGAAACUCAAAGCGAGUUGGUUGCAAGGCUAGAAUCAUUUGGAAUCUUAUCAAUGAAGAUGGAGAAUACAAAGUUACCAAAUUUUUUGAGCCUCAUAACCAUUGCCUAGCCUCUCCUACAUCCAUGCCAUAUUUGAGAAGUUCAAGGAAAAUGACGAUGGUUCACAAGAAUUUUGUGAAUAAUAAUACAAGAAUGAACAUUGGACCAACGAAAUCUUUUCGGCUAUUUAAGGAAAAUGUAGGUAGUUACGACAAUGUUGGAGCCACAAUGAAAGACUUUAUGAACUUUCAUAGAGAUUUGAAGGAGCACAUCAAGGGUGAUGAUGCUAAGAUGUUAAUUGAGAAUUUUAUACGAAAAAGAGAUGUUUUCAAUGGGUUCUACUUUGAUUAUGCCCUAGAUGAACAUGAUCAUGUUUCCCAUCUGUUUUGGGCGGAUGCAACUAGCCGUAAAAAUUAUUCAUUGUUUGGAGAGAUGAUAUCCUUUGAUUGCACCUACGACUCCAACACAUACUCAAUGGUUUUAGCUCCUUUCACCGGAGUAGACCAUCACAAGUCUUGCAUAACAUUUGGGGUUGGUUUACUUUCUAAAGAAGAUGCUCAAUCAUUUGAAUGGCUUUUUAGGACUUUCCUUAAUGCUAUGGGAAAUUGUGAGCCUAGAUAUUUGAUAACCGAUCAAGAUCCGGCAAUGAAAGUUGCCAUAAAUGAGGUGUUUGUUAACACUCGCCACCGACUUUGUUUGUGGCAUAUAAUGAAAAAAGUUCCUGAAAAAGUAGGCCCUGAGCUCAAACAAGAUGAAGAUUUUCUUAAGUUGUUAAAUGAGUGUGUGUGGGACAUGGAACAAGAAUCCGAGGAAUUUGAAGCUACUUGGAACUCGCUUAUGGUUCAAUAUAACCUUGUGGAGAAUGGUUGGUUCCAACAUAUGUUUUCAAUAAGAGAACAUUGGAUACCAUUCUACUUUAGAGAUCUCAGAUGA
Molecule: messenger RNA, 1458 nt
Organism: Spinacia oleracea (spinach)
Lineage: Eukaryota; Viridiplantae; Streptophyta; Magnoliopsida; Caryophyllales; Amaranthaceae
Product: protein FAR1-RELATED SEQUENCE 5-like
Exons: 3
Coding region: 1-1458 (485 amino acids)
Source: RefSeq, a predicted model, not a curated record